Penicillium cosmopolitanum is the source of this 1110-nucleotide messenger RNA. RefSeq lists its product as uncharacterized. The coding region runs from base 1 to 1110 and encodes 369 amino acids. Lineage: Eukaryota; Fungi; Ascomycota; Eurotiomycetes; Eurotiales; Aspergillaceae. The record is from RefSeq and is a predicted model, not a curated record. Gene Ontology annotation, cellular component: cytoplasm. The transcript has 2 exons.
AUGUCCGACUCAACCCUUUACCUUUACACCUCCUUGACCGCGGGCUCCUCGCACAUCGUCACCGCGACUGCCCGCGUGGAGACCAUCCUCAAGGCCAAUAAACUCCCCUUUCGAGCCAUUGAUGUCGCAACAGACGAAGCCGCCCGCAAACUCUGGGGUCGUCGUUCCAAGGGCAAGAAAUUGCCCGGACUAGUGAAAUAUGGAGAUAUUGUCGGAGACCUAGAAGAAAUCGAAGAAUGGAACGAGUUCGGCGAACUGCGCAUGGUGGUAAACAGCGUCCAGGAUAUGGGCGGUAUGCCCGCAACAAGCAACCCAGCCCCCGCACCCGAAACCAAGACCGAACCCGAGCCUAAAACCCCGAAACCCUCCACCAUCAAGAUCCAAAGCCCACCCGCAAAGGAAGAGAAGAAGGACGAAAUGGCCGUCCUAGCUCUCCGGCAAGCUAGCCAUGAAGCUGCCUCGCAGGCGAAGAACAAGGCCGAUGAGAAGAAAAUAUCCUCCAAGGCAGAGGAUUCAGCAGCAGCUACAUCACCCACAGUCAAAGCUCACCGAGGCUCCGUCGCGCCAGAACUGCCCGAUACCGCGCCUGAUUCUCCCAAGACUGUGAAGAGGCCUGCGAUGGUGGUUCCCGAGGAUGCGGCGGUGUCGUCGGCGAACUUCCACGUUGCGAAUGCGGAGAUGUUGGGACUUGUGCAGCAUCAUCGUGGUUCGAUUAUUUCUGCUACUGAUGAGCGGGAGCAGGAUAAGGUUGUUAAGGAGAUUCGGCAGUCUAUCUCCGGGGAUCACCAGCCUGGUGAUGUGGAGGCUUUGCGGAAGGAGGCGGCGCUGAAGCAUUCUUCGGAAGAUCCGGUUCUUGAGGAGAAGGAGAGUGAGAGUGCUGUGGAUGAGAAGAGUGCGGAGAAGGCAGAGGAGAAGGCAGAGGAGAAGGCAGAGGAGAAUGCAGAGGAGAAGGCAGAGGAGAAGGCAGAGGAGAAGGAGAAGGCGCAAGAUGAGGAAAAGGAGGAGGACAAGAAGGACGACGAGAAGGAUGACCUCAAGGAGGAUAAGAAGGAGGACAAGGACGCCGCAGAGGAAGAGUCCAAGACCGAAGCUGUGUCUAGCAAAGAGUAG